AUGGAGACAUGUUUGGAUGUGAAUUUGGGUGUUUUGUGGAUUAUGUGGUUGACGUUUUAUGUUCAGGAAAUCGGGAUAGUCAUCAAUCAUCAAGCGAAAGAGAUGAACUGUGGAAUUUUUAAGGACGAAGAAGUUUGGGUCAUCAUGGCAUCGAAACCGAAAUACAUUCCUGGCCUCAUUCUCAAAGAAAAGAUGCCAAAAGGAUUUGAAACUCAUGUUAGACAUUUUAUCACCAAUUCUAAAAGUGGGGGGAAUGUAUCCAUAGAUUCUGUUGAAACUCUUGUGGCCAAACUUAUAAAGGCUGAUGAACAUGUGAAAAAAUACCGUGGUAAAUUAGGCCAUCUGAAGAGGUUGGCGGAAAUAGAGGUGGACAGAUUGUUUACUGAGCUAUGUGAAAAGGAUUUCGAAGAGAUUGUUACGGGAAAAGGCGGAGAAACCCAUGGAGAGCCUGCUAUCAGAAAAGCUAUAAUUAAAUUUGCUGAAAAUGAGGGUUUUCAGUUGACACCAGAAAGUGGAAAUGACGGGGCUUUAAUGCUCACCAUGAACGAAAAGGUUCAAAAUUAUGAAGCCUUUAAAGCAAAUUGAUGGUGAUUAUAGUGUUAAACCAUAUAUGAAGGAAAUUUUUGGUUUUAAAAUUUAGCAAAGUUAAACAUAUUUGUUUCUACUCACUAUGUCAAGAUUGUAUUUUCUUGAGGGUUGGAUUAGUUUGCAUGUUAUUUCUGUUUCACAUAUAUACUCUUAGGCUAAAGGGAGUGGUAAGUUUCCUGAUUGAUCGUACCCUUUGGUCUUCAGCACUGAAAGGUACUUCUUUAGUGUACUCCUUUCUUUAGUGUACUUGCUUCUGACAUAAUAUUUGCCUAUACAUAGACCAGCCUUUUAAAACCUUGCAUGAUUUAGAACAAGUGUUUAAUCACAACUUUAAGCCUUUAACAAUUGAUUACUGAUACAGAUGAAAAUGGAGGCAUGGUUGACCUUCCAUAUCCCCAUCCCGAGUGUUUAAUUUCGUCCUCAUCAUCAUCCCUGAUGGAUGCGUGGAACCAAAUGCACUCUCCUUUAGAUUUUGGGUUUUUUGUUCCGGACCAUUACCGACCUAUCCGUGACAUCCUCGAUCUCUCAACAUAAUGAAAUCAACUUAUGAAAAAAAAAAAAAAAAAGUCUAGUUUAAUACAUGAUCAAAA
Lactuca saligna is the source of this 1178-nucleotide messenger RNA. NCBI's taxonomy places the organism in Eukaryota, Viridiplantae, Streptophyta, Magnoliopsida, Asterales, Asteraceae. The record is from the annotation of a GenBank genome assembly.